UAGGUCUUAACGUAGCUCACAAAGCACACACUCGAUAGUAAUAUUAUUAUUAAAUACUUUGUGAAGGUCCUUUUAUAGUUUUCCGGAGUCACUGCCAGCAUAAAUUAACAUUUUAGCCAGUAGCAGUAGCUGUAGGGUUGAAAACUGCUGGUGAAAACUCGGAAAUUCGGUAAAGAGUCCAAGGUGUAUCAAGGCUGCCCUAUAUCUCGAGACUAGAGUGGUGAAAAAAUUAUUUUAGCUUAUCCCAGCUGUUAAUUAUAAAGACACAACAAUCAGCAGCAUUCCAAAGUCGCUGGCUGGUGCUGCAGUUUGUUAAGAAAAAAAAAAGUUCAUGCCAUUGACGUAAAAGGUGACGAGGGUCAAACGGAAACGAGGUAAAUGCAAUAUGAUGUCCAAUGGCAUCGUGUAAACAUUUGCCACUGGAGUUCCAUUGAUAUUCGUCACCAGUAAUUAUUUAACAACGACUGCUAUUUUUUUUUUUUUUAGUUUUAAUUCUAUCAGCGUGUUUAUGAUUGAUGAUUAGCUGGUAAUAGAAUGGCGGCGAUUUUUGACAUUGAAAUACACGAUGUUGAUAACAAAAUAACUGAAGAAGAGUCUGAUGACGAAAUUAUUGAGAUACAUGAGGACGAAUAUAAUACGGACCCGAAUGUCAAUGAAUUGAUAGAGGCUGAUGGGGUCGAGACGGUCUCCAUUUCCGAACAGAGUGUUAACUGCGGCAGGGAGAGGGCUGGCCCACAAGAUUUCGAGUUGUGUAAGGUCAUAGGUAAGGGUGGGUAUGGAAAAGUAUUUCAGGUACGAAAAGUAACGGGUAAUGAUGCUGGUACCAUUUUUGCAAUGAAGGUAUUGAGAAAGGCUUCGAUAAUUCGUAAUCAAAAGGACACUGCCCACACCAAAGCUGAGAGAAAUAUUCUGGAGGCCGUUAAGCAUCCUUUCAUCGUUGAUCUAAUGUAUGCCUUUCAAACUGGUGGCAAAUUAUAUUUAAUUCUAGAGUACAUGUGCGGCGGCGAGCUGUUUCGUCAUUUAAAUGACGAGGGAAUUUUUCUUGAAGAAACAGUAUGUUUCUAUUUAUGUGAAAUAAUAUUAGCGCUACAGCAUUUGCACCAGCAGGGGAUUAUUUACCGCGAUUUAAAGCCGGAGAAUAUUUUGCUGGACGCCGAGGGACAUAUCAAGCUCACAGACUUUGGAUUGUGCAAGGAACACAUCCAGGAUGGAUCAGUCACUCAUACUUUCUGCGGUACCAUCGAGUACAUGGCACCGGAAAUUCUUACACGCAGCGGCCACGGUAAAGCCGUCGACUGGUGGAGUCUUGGUACUCUCAUGUACGAUAUGCUGACAGGCGCACCGCCAUUUACUUCGGACAAUCGUAAAAAGACAAUUGAAAAAAUUCUCAAAGCAAAACUUAGUUUACCUCAGUAUUUAACUCACGACGCCCGUGAUCUUAUUAGAAAAUUAUUGAAGAGACAAGUGGCCCAGCGAUUGGGUUCCGCUCCCUCAGAUGCUGAGCAAGUUAAAAGUCAUAUAUUCUUCAGACACAUCAACUGGAAUGACGUUAUCUCGCGUAAACUAAAAGUACCAUUCAAGCCGACGUUGACUAGUGAGGAUGAUGUCUCACAGUUUGACAAAAAGUUCACCAGCUCUUUACCUAUUGAUUCACCACCCGAGUACACAUUAAGUGAAUCCGCGAAUCGAGUAUUUCAGGGAUUCACUUACGUGGCACCGAGUAUUCUAGAGGGAACAUACGCACAGCCUCGUAUUGUCAAUGCCAGAAGUCCUCGGAAGUCAGCUAUGAAGGGUUUUUCACCACGUGGAAAUCAUUUCCAUCUACACCACAGGCACAACGGCGUGGCACAUAAUGGAAUAGAAGACGCUGAGAUGAUUGAGAUAGGUUAAUGAUGACUAAUAAGUUAAUAAAUAAAUAAAUUUGUUUAUAAAUAAUUAAUUUAAUUUAUUAAUUAAUAUGGGAUAAUUAUAAAUUAAUUAUUUAUAAAUGAAAAUGAAACUUAGUUGGUUGCAUUUUGUGGCUCGGCCGUCGAGACCUUGAUCAGCGCGAUAACUCAUUCUCAGGGAUUGAUUUUUUAUAUUUAAAUAUAUAUUAAAUCGUCAUAUGAACUAUCGUGCAUAAUUUUUUUAAUUACUGACUCUUCAAUGAUUUUUUUAAUUAGCAUUGAAAAUAUAAAUCGACGGUUGAGUUUAGCUAAUUUUUAUUUAAUUAUUAUAAAAUUAUCAUGAAAUAUAAAUAAAUAAAUAUAAAUAUAUAAAUAUAUUUUACUCGUAAUAAACAACUUUAUACGUAAUCGAAGUAAUAAUAAUAAUAAUAAUAAUAAUAAUAAUAAUAAAAAUAAUAAAUUUGUAACGAAAAUAAGAGUGAUUUGCACGUAAAUUGAAUAGUUAUGAUCCUGAAAUUAGCCGACAAUUGAAAAUUUUCUGAUUUUUUUUUUCAACAAAUAAAUUACAAACCAAAAAAUUUAAAAAUAUGCACAUGUAGAAAAUUUAAAAAACUAUAAGCGCAAUUUAUUGAAAUAUUUUUUUUUUCUAUUAUUUAUCGUUUCAGAUAAAUUUCAAAAAUUAUGAGACGUCGGCUAACUUCAGUAUCAUGAAUAGUUGCCUAUAAUUUAAAAAUUAAUUUCAUUUAUCCACGUCUUAGCUGUUUCGUUUAUUUAAUUAAAUAAAUCGAGUAAUUAAUAACAAUAAUUAUAAUUAUUAAAUAGAUAUUUAACGUUACACUAUUAACUUUAGCUUCGAGUUAAAUAUUUUAUAUAAAGAAACUGCUGAAUAAAUCUAGCAAACGUUUAACUGAUACUCUAAUUGAGCGACAGGAAUUAUAAUUUUAAAAAAAUAACAAUAAACCAAUAAAAAUAAUUUGGCCAUUGAAAACUUAAAAAAGAAAGAAGAAAAAACUUAAAAACUGCCCGAGUGUUCAGACUUUGGUCGACCAAAAAUAUUUUAGGUCAACUCAGUCCUAUGUUAUCAUAUAUUUUAAAAAUAUUUUUGUGACGCCGAUAAUUUAAUUAAUAAAAUAAUCUUCCAUAUGAUGUUAAUGAUAAUAAUGACAAAAUAAUGAUGAUAAAUAGUGCAGAUUUUAAUGCAGAUAUUAAAUAAAUAUGUAUCGAUAAAAUAAAUCGACGUGGAUUUAUGUAAUUGCAUAUAUUACACAUUAACUUAACGAUAAAUGUCAUAAACAAUUACUAUAGAUAUAAUUACUAUUAAAUUACAUAUUUAUUAUAAAAUAAUUACAACGUAGCGUGUUUGCUUAACAUAAGACUAAAUUCGUAUUAUUUUUAAAAAUUUUUGAGCUUUAAUUGCAAUUAAUUAUUAUUAUUGUUAUUACUAUUAGCGAAACCUUUUAGUUUAUUUUUAUUUUAUUGCAAUAAAAGCAACGAGACUUUUUAAAAUGACCAAUUUAUUAUUUUUUAUUUUUAUUUUUAAUUUGUGUGUCGUCAUUUAGUUGUUGGUAGAUAAAAUUAAGCUCUCAACGUUUUAUAAGAUUUCUGUCAAUUAAUUUUUAGAUAAAUUUAUUAUUAUUGUUUUUCUUUUUUGUGUUGAUACAAGAAUAAAAAACUAGCAAUAAUAUGUGUGGCAAGAUUUAUCAUAAAUAAAUAUACGAUACAAUGCACUGCCGAUGAUUGCUUAUCGAUAUUUAAUUUAAAAAAUAUAAUUUAGUUAAGUAAUUGGCACAAAUAAAUGAAUUAUUAAUUAAAUUACAAUAAUUUGAGGGAGAAGUUUUCGUUUUUUUUAUUUUUUAAAAAUUGUGACAUGAAAUAAAGUAACAAAUGCUUCCACUCAAGAGAUUUAUGACUUAGAAUUUAAGAUAAAUUGACAAUUGUGUGUUUAAAAUAUUAAUUAAAAUUCAUGUCGAGUUAUUCUGGCUCAAUAUAAGUUUGCAUAAAUAUUUAUACUGAUAUAAGAGAUAAUAUGACUUGUAAACUGAGUGAAAAUAAUAUUAACAAUCAUCAUAUUUUUAUUUGUAGUUACCAGCAGCUAAUUUAUCGAAAUUAGGAUAAUUAGUCUGCUAAUUUAAUCAUUAAAUAUAUAUACAUAUAUAUAUUUUAUCAAUAAUCAAACAUUGUAAACUGUGAAUACAAUAAACAAACGAUUGUUUGUUGUGUUGUAACUUGUCAUUUUUUUGUCUUUGUCAGCUAUCAAACUAUUUUAAUUAAAUAAAAAUAAUAAUCAUUAUAA
Microplitis mediator is the source of this 4179-nucleotide messenger RNA. Its product is annotated as ribosomal protein S6 kinase beta-1-like. Gene Ontology annotation, molecular function: ATP binding; protein serine/threonine kinase activity. NCBI's taxonomy places the organism in Eukaryota, Metazoa, Arthropoda, Insecta, Hymenoptera, Braconidae. The transcript has 6 exons. Bases 535 to 1890 code for a protein of 451 amino acids. The record is from RefSeq and is a predicted model, not a curated record. Gene Ontology annotation, biological process: signal transduction; protein phosphorylation.